Messenger RNA from Solea senegalensis (Senegalese sole), 2079 nucleotides. It is a transcript of the gene doc2a, whose product is annotated as double C2-like domains, alpha. The transcript has 11 exons. Bases 73 to 1428 code for a protein of 451 amino acids. The record is from RefSeq and is a predicted model, not a curated record. NCBI's taxonomy places the organism in Eukaryota, Metazoa, Chordata, Actinopteri, Pleuronectiformes, Soleidae.
ACUCUGCUCCUCUCUUCACCACCUGUUAGUUAGUCUCCCUCUCCUCUCUGCGCUGGAAUCCCCUCUUUUUUUAUGAGGAGUUUCACUCUUGUGCUAUCACUGAGCCCUAUGACUGUGCGAAAAGGAAAAAGUCUAGCCAUCUCCAUCCAGGAGCACAUGGCCAUCGAUGUCUGUCCGGGCCCCAUCCGCCCAAUCAGACAGAUAUCUGCUUACUUCCCUCGCCUCUCACCCACUUCUUCCUUUGCCGAGCCACUUUCGCCAAAUCAGGCAGCAGCUCCUGGCUUGCUCAGCCCCGGCCACGCAGGUCAAGAUGGAGGGGCCAGUGGAAGAGGAGGAGGAGGGAGCAGUGGCCUGUUGUCCCCACUGUUACCAGGGGGAGCUGGCGGAGGGGGCUCGCUAUCAGCCAUGAGCAGCAUGGACACCUCCAUUGAGAUUGACAGCUGUGACAGUGAUGAUAACACCUCCCUGGGGACUUUGGAGUUUGAUCUUCUGUAUGAGAGAGCCACCAGCUCCUUACACUGCACAGUCCUGAAAGCCAAGGGUCUGAAACCGAUGGAUUUCAAUGGAUUGGCUGAUCCUUACGUCAAGCUGCACCUUCUACCUGGAGCUUGCAAGGCCAACAAACUGAAAACCAAGACUGUUCGCAACACACUGAACCCUGUGUGGAACGAGACCCUCACCUACUGUGGGAUCACAGAGGAGGACAUGUACCGCAAAACACUCCGAGUGUCUGUGUGUGAUGAGGACAAGCUGACACAUAACGAGUUCAUCGGGGAGUCGAGGGUGGCCCUGCGCCGUGUGAAGCCAGACCAGACCAAACACUUCAACAUCUGUCUGGAGCACCCGCCUCCUCUGCCAUCGCCCACCGCCAUGAGCACGGCGCUGAGAGGAAUCUCCUGUUACCUGAGAGAGUGGGAGACGGAGCAGCAGAGGAGUCUAGAGGAGAGAGGCCGUUUGCUGCUUUGCCUGCAGUACCUGCCUCCAGCCAGUGAUGGCGACGUGACGGCUGAGCCCAAGGACAAGGCUCGUGGCGGGCUGUGUGUGGGCGUCAAACGCUGCGCCCACCUGGCAGCUAUGGAUGUCAAUGGCUUCUCAGACCCCUACGUUAAAACGUACCUCAAGCCUGAUGUUCACAAGAAAUCCAAGCACAAAACAGCGGUCAUUAAAAAGACUCUCAACCCAGAGUUUAAUGAGGAGUUCUUCUACGAGAUCUCUUUCUCGGAAUUAGCUACCAAGACACUGGAGGUCACAGUGUGGGACUACGAUCUGGGAAAGUCCAACGACUUCAUAGGUGGUGUGUCACUGGGUUGCCAUUCGCAGGGCGAGACCCUGCAGCACUGGAUAGACUGUCUGAAAAACAAGGGCAUGAAGGUGGAGCGCUGGCACACGCUGACCAACGAGCUGCCCGGCUCCACCCAGCAGGAGUGAAGCCUCCCCUCCACCACACUGAGCCUGGUGUGGAGACCGACGACGAGACGUGUCAGUGCAUGCUCCGAGGACUUUCUGCAUGAAUAUGACCGAGUCAUGUCCUUCUUACUUUGUGUCAUAAAUGAGUUCUUACUUCACAACAUCAUAACCAAGUGGUCUCCUAUUCAGAGAUCUACACUCUGUUCUUGGACCUGAUUCAAAUCUGCGGGAACCAUCACCACAAAGCUAUGACUGGAAGAAUUUUCAUAAUCAUAUUCAUAGGGAUCAUGUCCCUUUGGUGCAUUUUCAUGUUUAUGUAAAUGCUCCUCUGCACUGCUCCAGAGCGGUCAGGAGAAUGACCGAGAAGAAAAUGGUCAGGUUUGCUUCAUUUGAUUAAAUGUGCCCUGUUCUUUUCAUUAACUGCUGGCAUUUAAAUAAUGACCACAGUGGACAUACCUCUCCCUUGCAAUAAUGUUUUGCCUAAUGCUUCCGAAGAUUUCCAAGUGGUCUUACUACUUUCACAUGUUUUGUAUCCAUUGAUCUGACUGGGACAGCACAGCCUAAUAAGACCACUGGUUCUUCCACGUCGGUGGUUUUGUGUCAGUGACUUGCAUGUUUGUUGUCGAUGGAGCAAAUUAAAAAGACACAUUUGUGCCACAUUCUGCCACAGGA